Molecule: messenger RNA, 727 nt
Organism: Pocillopora damicornis (cauliflower coral)
Lineage: Eukaryota; Metazoa; Cnidaria; Anthozoa; Scleractinia; Pocilloporidae
Source: RefSeq, a predicted model, not a curated record
UACAUACAUAAGUAAUCUCGAAUGAUCUGAAAGACGCCUGAACCCCCUUUCUGGAUUUCUAAUUUUGUCGAAAAUGUCAAUAUUUAACAAUUAUUCAAAGAAGUGGAGGUGAAUAGUGAACGCUAAUCACUUUCGAACCAGCCAAUCAACGCGCGAGAAGAGUACUAUUUGUAUAAGUAGUAUAUACUAAUCUGAUAUAAUUCUUCUUCUAUGUACAGCGCUUCAAAAAUGCGGAGUUUCUUAUAGCAAGGUAGGAUGCUUUGUAGAUAAACGUCGACCAUUUAGAAACAUGCUUCUCGACCAAAGGAAAAACAUAGAUUGGCAAAACUGGAACAAUUUUCUUGAGCGCUUUGUGUGCGCAUGCGCGAACAAGACUGUCACUGAUGGUUGUGCAUAUUUCGGAAUUCAAUUUUGGGCAGAGUGCUGGGCUGGUGAGAACCUGGAUGUUGCCUACAAUUCUGAUGGUCAAUCAAAUUACUGCUUCGGUCACGACUUUUUGCCAUGCGCAAGAGUUUCAUCGAGCUGUGCGGGUGCCAAGGAUGUUAACUUCGUGUACAAAAUUGAAGUGGAUCAACCUCCAGAUGCUUGCCGAGACCAGGAUCCUGUAAUGUGUCAAAAACAUCUUGAAUUUUGUGACAGUUAUGUACAUAUGGCCAAAAUGUGCCCUCGGACUUGUAAUUUGUGUCGAGACUGAAGACUGAAAUAAAGGUUUUAUCGUAAAAUGUAA